AUGAGCAUACCAUCUUGGCUUUGCUUGAAGAAGCAAGCUGUGAAUGACUUUGUUCAGAGAAGAAUAGCGUUGCAGGAAUUCCUGAUUUCGGGUGAUAGAGAAAAUCGCCUGCUAAAAUGUGGGUUUUUGAAUUUCACUAUUGUUGCAGAGAAGGUAAUAGGCAUCUCUGCUGUUAACCAGCCCCAUUUUCGACCUUUAUUGAAAUCCAGGUCAAGUGACAGGAAAAUCAUUCAAAAGGCUGGAAAGAAAGAACACCACUUGUGGAAUAAAAGAGAUUUUGCUGGUUCUGGACAGAAGGCAUUAAAUCUUAUUCGAAUUAUGUCUGGACUUCCGAAUGAAAAAGAGGCAGUUUAUGGUGCACUGGAUAGAUGGAUAGCUUGGGAGACAGAAUUUCCAUUGAUUGCCGCUGCCAAGGCCUUAAGAAUCUUAAGGAAGAGGAAUCAGUGGAAGCGAGUUAUCCAGGUGGCCAAGUGGAUGUUGAGCAAAGGUCAGGGAGCGACAAUGGGAACUUAUGACACACUUUUAUUGGCAUUUGAUAUGGAUGGAAGGGUAGAUGAAGCGGAAUCGUUAUGGAAUAUGAUUUUGCAUACACAUUAUCGCUCUAUCUCGAAAAGGCUAUUCUCUCGGAUGAUCUCCUUGUACGAUCAUCACAAUGUACCAGAUAAGAUUAUAGAGGCAUUUGCUGACAUGGAGGAGUUGGGAGUGAAGCCAGAUGAAGAUACCAUCAGAAGAGUUGCACGUGCCUUUCAAGUCAUAGGUCAAGAAGACAAGCAGAGACUGGUUUUAUCCAAGUACCUAAGUAAAUGGAAAUAUAUCCACUAUAAAGGUGAAAGGAUUAGGGUGAGAAGAGAUGCUUGGGAUGAUUAAAGCUGGUGGGAGUCGGGCAAGCAAAAGCAGGGUCAACAUUAGUCUUGAUCUCUUGUACGGAGUCUAACUAAUACUGAGAAUUCCUAGUGUAAGACCCAAUUGAAAUCUACAUUUAGAAAAGUUGUUGCUCUCGGGACAGAGUUUUGUUGAUCUGAACACUGCGUGAUACUAAUUGCUGUCUUUGACUCACUCUCCAUUGCAUUAUGAGGCUGGUAUAAACAAAGUUGAUGCCAAUGCCACAAAAUGUUGCAAAUAGGACGAACUGAUGGAUCUAAGCUGUUUCAUCAUAUGAGGAAGCCUAUAUAUAUAUAUAUAUAUAUAAAGUUGAUGCCAAUGCCACAAAAUGCUGCAAAUAGGACGAACUGAUGGAUCUAAGCUGUUUCAUCAUAUGAGGAAGCCUAUAUAUAUAUAUAUAUAUAUAUCCUACAGUUCUAGUUGCAAUGGCUUUGAUGAAUCUUGCAGUCGAUUAUUUUAGAGAGCAAUGCCAGUGUUAAAGUAUUUUUUCUUUGGAAAGUUUCAAACUUGCUUAUGUUCAUAUUGAGAACUGUAAUAGCGUAGCUUUUAUUGAACAGUGAGCCCAUCUAUCGUUAUAGUGAAAAAUAUGCUACUGAUUCCGUUGUAAUAUUCCAAAGUAAAUCACCAUCAAUAAGCAUGACUAGAAGAAAAUGAUUGAUGACGCUCA
This is a messenger RNA of Olea europaea var. sylvestris, 1549 nucleotides long. Its product is annotated as pentatricopeptide repeat-containing protein At4g18975, chloroplastic. The coding region runs from base 1 to 867 and encodes 288 amino acids. The transcript has 8 exons. Gene Ontology annotation, molecular function: protein binding. The record is from RefSeq and is a predicted model, not a curated record. NCBI's taxonomy places the organism in Eukaryota, Viridiplantae, Streptophyta, Magnoliopsida, Lamiales, Oleaceae.